AUGGCGAACUGUCAGAGCUGGGGUGGGCAUUGUACUAAUUCGAGGCCGUUGGAAGCGGCGACGUCCCUGCCUGCGGCUAAUAGAGAUAUCCGACGAUUGAGAAGCAAGGUCAAAGAUCUGCAAGAGCAACUCAGGAUUGCUAAACAAGAAGCUGCUGAAGCACGAAUACAACAAGCUCAGAUUCAGACUCCGGCGCAGACUAAUAAUCACUCAACUCCAUCAUUGCAUUCGUUGCCGGAUGCAGUUACUCACUUGGCUGGAGACACCGAACAUAGUCCAGGCCCAACCCUUAGCGAAGUAUGGCGAGGGCUAGGCACUCGUACCGGAGAAUUGUACUACGGACCCAUAUUGUCGUUGUAUUUCCUGGCUCGGGUCAAUCACUAUCUCACCUCGGAAGCAUUCAAUCAGCCUUUGGGAGACAUAAGACUUAACUCAUGUCUAGCAGCGAUUGAUUAUGAAUCUUAUUCUCAGCAGCAGCCACAGUGGGAUACCCCUGGAUACGCAGAGGAUCUGACACGCGUUCAGGAAGAAUAUUAUCUCAAUCUACUAUGGCAGACGUUCCACUGUCUAUAUCCUAUCCUUUCUGAAUCAGAGUUUACUAGCUAUUAUACUUCAUUGUGGUCGUCUUCUGAUGGUAGCUCUACUCGCAAGCCUUCGCCAUUGGUUGACGUUCUACUUGCCUUGUGCAUGCAGUUUGGCAAUGUCUUUCUCUUCGGCGAAUAUAACGGUGGUCGAGAACCCUCGGAAGUUACUCGGCCAAAGGAAAAUGUGCAGAUGACUGGCCAUAUAUAUUAUCAGAGAGCGCAGAGAUUGUUGCAAAGUGAGUUGGAGCAUGCAUCCAUCAUGACACUGCAGGUCCAUAUAUACUCAAUAAUCUACAUAUACAACAUUUCCCAAUUCAAUACCGCGCAUAACAACUUGGGUACGACAUUGAGGAUUGCUCAGGCUUUGCGAUUGCAUCUUGGGCUGAUGCCUUCCCCAUUUAUAGAAGGUCAAGGGCUCUAUUAUCGGAUCUGGAAUACUCUCUACCGCCUGGACAGCCAGCUCUUGAUGAACCUUGACGGCCUUCGCAGGUUCGGUAUCUUGAUUGAGUUCGACGACGACAGCGCCGAACAAGCCCGGUUAUCUGGCAGCUCGCUUCUGUCAAGCCAUGAAGAUAUUAGCUGA
Molecule: messenger RNA, 1167 nt
Organism: Talaromyces marneffei
Lineage: Eukaryota; Fungi; Ascomycota; Eurotiomycetes; Eurotiales; Trichocomaceae
Exons: 3
Coding region: 1-1167 (388 amino acids)
Biological process (GO): DNA-templated transcription; positive regulation of transcription from RNA polymerase II promoter by galactose
Cellular component (GO): nucleus
Molecular function (GO): DNA-binding transcription factor activity, RNA polymerase II-specific; zinc ion binding; RNA polymerase II cis-regulatory region sequence-specific DNA binding
Source: RefSeq, a predicted model, not a curated record